This is a messenger RNA of Magnolia sinica, 1522 nucleotides long. RefSeq lists its product as uncharacterized. Bases 103 to 1185 code for a protein of 360 amino acids. The record is from RefSeq and is a predicted model, not a curated record. The transcript has 4 exons. Gene Ontology annotation, cellular component: cytoplasm; EKC/KEOPS complex. NCBI's taxonomy places the organism in Eukaryota, Viridiplantae, Streptophyta, Magnoliopsida, Magnoliales, Magnoliaceae. Gene Ontology annotation, biological process: tRNA threonylcarbamoyladenosine modification.
GCAAAACCCUUCCCGCCUCUCGUCUCCUUCACUUCAAUCUCUAAAACCCUUCUUCUCAAAGAGAGAGAGAGAGAGACGAAAAUAAAAAAUAAAUCCAGAAAAAUGAAAAAAAUGAUAGCCCUUGGAUUCGAGGGGUCGGCCAACAAGAUCGGGGUGGGCGUGGUGACCCUAGAUGGCAAUAUCCUGUCCAAUCCGCGCCAUACAUACAUCACACCACCGGGCCACGGCUUCCUCCCACGCGAGACGGCUCACCACCAUCUCAACCAUAUCCUCCCCCUCAUCAAAUCCGCCCUCGAAACCGCCCAAAUUACGCCCGAUGCCAUCGACUGCCUCUGCUACACCAAGGGCCCUGGCAUGGGCGCCCCACUCCAGGUCGCCGCCGUCGCCGUCCGCGUCCUCUCCCAGCUUUGGAACAAGCCUAUCGUGGCCGUCAAUCACUGCGUCGCCCACAUCGAGAUGGGCCGGGUCGUGACUGGGGCCGACGAUCCCGUCGUGCUGUACGUGAGCGGCGGCAACACUCAGGUCAUUGCAUACAGUGAGGGGCGGUACCGGAUCUUCGGGGAGACGAUCGAUAUUGCUGUUGGGAAUUGCUUGGAUCGGUUUGCAAGGGUCCUGACGUUGUCAAAUGACCCGAGCCCUGGGUACAACAUCGAGCAGCUUGCAAAGAAAGGAGAGCAAUUUCUAGAUCUUCCUUAUGUCGUCAAAGGAAUGGAUGUUUCUUUUAGUGGGAUCCUGAGCUACAUCGAAGCUACUGCUGUUGAGAAGCUCAAGAACAACGAGUGCACCCCUGCAGAUUUGUGCUACUCCUUGCAGGAAACGGUUUUUGCAAUGCUCGUUGAAAUCACAGAGCGUGCAAUGGCACAUUGCGACAAGAAAGAUGUUCUCAUUGUUGGUGGUGUUGGAUGCAAUGAGCGGUUGCAAGAUAUGAUGAGGAUAAUGUGCUCAGAGAGGGGUGGCCGGUUGUUUGCGACGGACGAUAGGUACUGCAUCGACAAUGGAGCGAUGAUAGCAUAUACUGGCCUUCUUGCCUAUGCCCAGGGCGUGACGACCCCACUAGAGGAAGCAACAUUCACCCAGAGGUUCCGAACUGACGAAGUUGAAGCAAUUUGGAGAGCAAAGAACACACCAAAUACUGAUGGGAUUUGUGGUGGUGUUCGAAAUGAUGGGAUUUGUGAUGAGCUUUAAGGAACUCAUGAUGCUGCCUGCUCGAGAGCUCAAACCCAAGGGAGAUGUAUCAUGCAUGGGGCUUUCCUUUGUUUCUGUGAGUUGUUUGGCUUGAUUUAUGAUUCCACUAUAGCAUUAUAAAAUGUAAACUAAUCGAAGCACAACUAGUAUCAAGUUGGCCACGGAUGGCCUCAAUUGGGUGGCUAGAAUUAACUUAAAUGUAUAAUUGGAUAGUCUUGCCUUCAAAAAAAGAAAAAAGAAAAAAGAAGAAAGUCUCCAUUCUUAUCUCUCUCGUUAUCUACUUUUGAGAAUGUAAUAUUUCUCAUAAAUCAAGAGUAGAUCCAGUGGAUUUCAAUUA